UUUUUCUGCUUUCGGAGCCGGCCAGUGCGGGGACCGUUUCCGAAGGGACCACCGGGAACAGACGGAUCGGCAGGGCGGGGCGGAACGGUGAGGCCAUCUACUGAAACAGAAGCAAUUUUAAAAGAAAAUGGAGAAAGCAUAACUGAUCUUUGGAGAAAAUGGGGAAGUGAGUUGACCAGAGAAGGAUGAGAGAAUUGCCAAGUUGUAUUGAAUGCCAACCUGAGAAUGGUGAUUCUGAAGAUAGGGUGUGUUUGCAAUGGCUGCUACUGUGAACUUGGAACUUGAUCCCAUUUUUUUGAAAGCACUAGGUUUCUUACAUUCAAAGAGUAAAGAUUCUGCUGAAAAGCUAAAAGCACUGCUUGAUGAAUCUUUGGCUCGGGGCAUUGAUUCCAGUUACCGUCCAUCUCAAAAGGAUGUGGAGCCACCCAAAAUUUCAAGCACAAAAAACAUUUCCAUUAAGCAAGAGCCCAAAAUAUCAUCCAGUCUUCCUUCUGGUAAUAAUAAUGGCAAGGUCCUCACAACUGAAAAGGUAAAGAAAGAAGCCGAAAAGAGACCUGCUGAUAAAAUGAAAUCAGACAUCACUGAAGGAGUUGAUAUUCCAAAGAAACCUAGAUUGGAGAAACCAGAAACACAGUCCUCUCCCAUUACUGUCCAAACUAGCAAGGAUUUAGCUAUGGCUGACCUUUCCAGUUUUGAGGAGACCAGUGCUGACGAUUUUGCCAUGGAGAUGGGAUUGGCCUGCGUUGUUUGUAGGCAAAUGAUGGUGGCAUCUGGCAAUCAAUUAGUAGAAUGUCAGGAGUGCCAUAAUCUCUACCACCGAGAUUGCCAUAAACCCCAGGUGACAGACAAGGAAGCGAAUGACCCUCGCCUGGUGUGGUACUGUGCCCGAUGUACCAGACAAAUGAAAAGAAUGGCUCAAAAAACUCAGAAACCACCACAGAAACCAGCCCCUGCAGUUGUUUCUGUAACUCCAGCUGUCAAAGAUCCAUUGGUUAAGAAACCAGAAACUAAACUGAAACAAGAGACAACUUUUCUAGCAUUUAAGAGAACAGAAGUCAAGACAUCCACAGUUAUUUCAGGAAAUUCUUCUAGUGCCAGCGUUUCCUCGUCAGUAACUAGUGGCUUAACUGGAUGGGCAGCUUUUGCAGCCAAAACUUCCUCUGCUGGUCCCUCAACAGCAAAAUUGAGUUCAACAACACAAAACAGUACUGGGAAACCUGCUACCUCAUCAGCUAACCAGAAACCUGUGGGUUUGACUGGUCUGGCAACAUCAUCCAAAGGUGGAAUAGGUUCCAAAAUAGGUUCCAAUAACAGCACUACGCCCACUGUACCAUUAAAACCACCUCCACCUCUAACCUUGGGUAAAACUGGCCUUAGUCGCUCAGUUAGUUGUGACAAUGUCAGCAAAGUAGGUCUUCCUAGUCCAAGUAGUUUAGUUCCAGGAAACAGCAGCCAACUAAGUGGGAAUGGAAAUACUGGAACAUCAGGACCUAGUGGAAGUACUACUAGCAAAACUACUUCAGAAUCCAGCAGCUCUCCCUCAGCAUCCCUUAAAGGUCCAACUUCGCAAGAAUCACAGCUCAAUGCUAUGAAGCGAUUACAGAUGGUCAAGAAGAAAGCUGCCCAAAAGAAACUCAAGAAGUAAUGUGGCCAAGUAGGUUUUUAUAUCAUAUUAGCCUAAAGAUGAAAGGCUUAUUAUUAAGAUAUCUGUAAUAUACUGUAAUUUAAUAAAAGUCUUCAUAAUCAAA
Messenger RNA from Mandrillus leucophaeus (drill), 1748 nucleotides. It is a transcript of the gene INTS12, whose product is annotated as integrator complex subunit 12. NCBI's taxonomy places the organism in Eukaryota, Metazoa, Chordata, Mammalia, Primates, Cercopithecidae. The transcript is spliced from 8 exons. Bases 257 to 1645 code for a protein of 462 amino acids. The record is from RefSeq and is a predicted model, not a curated record. Gene Ontology annotation, cellular component: integrator complex. Gene Ontology annotation, biological process: snRNA 3'-end processing.